Molecule: messenger RNA, 8611 nt
Organism: Oncorhynchus keta (chum salmon)
Lineage: Eukaryota; Metazoa; Chordata; Actinopteri; Salmoniformes; Salmonidae
Product: receptor-type tyrosine-protein phosphatase eta-like
Exons: 36
Coding region: 207-8513 (2768 amino acids)
Molecular function (GO): protein binding
Source: RefSeq, a predicted model, not a curated record
CACAGAAAAGUUACUUAUUCCGAUACACUACUGCUCAUUUGGCGAUCGGAGCCAGCGCAACGGUUUAUAGGACCACACCAGCGACAAGGCUCGGCACAUAGAAUCAAAAGUAAAGGAGAUUUUUUUUCAAGAAAAGGAAAGUUUAAAAAAUGCAAGUGCUCGCUGGCAAGAAACGCGUGUGAAGUUUUUCAAAACUGUCCGGCAUCAUGAGCCGACUGUCGUGCUUCGGUGUUCUUCUCAGGGCGUCUAUUGUCCUAUAUCUGUUUCUCAAAUGCUCAGAAGCUCAAUGCACUCCCUGUACUAAUUUCAAAGGUGUUGUAACACACAUAGACAGUACUGAUCAGGUAGAUUCCAACUGCAGCUUGAGCACUGGCAAUGCCUCAGUUCCCUCCAACUUAACUACAGUCAAUGUCCUGAAUAAAAACCAAAACUUCAACUGCUGCUGCACAACAAUGCCUGAAGUCAUCAUGAACCUUACAGCCUCUGAAAUCACAACAUCAGCUGUGUCUCUGAGCUGGACUGAACCAUUCGGAAACAGAUCCUUCUACAGAGUAGAAUGGACUGAUGGCAAUACCAGUUGGCAGUUGAAUACCACAGAAACCUAUUUUAAUGUAACUGCUCUCACUGCUGGAGUGCAGUACCUCUUCACAGUCACUGCAGUGGCUGGAGAUAACACAACUGUAGGACAGAGCAAGACAGUUUCUAAGUAUACAAAGCCCGCAAUCAUCAGAAACCUCAUGUCCACUGAAAUCACAACAUCAGCUGUGUCUCUGAGCUGGACUGAACCAUUCGGAAACAGAUCCUUCUACAGAGUAGAAUGGACUGAUGGCAAUACCAGUGGCAGUCAGAAUACCCCAGAAACCUCUUUUAAUGUUACUGCUCUCACUGCUGGAGUGCAGUACCUCUUCACAGUCACUGCAGUGGCUGGAGAUAACACAACUGUAGGACAGAGCAAGACAGUUUCUAAGUAUACAAAGCCCGCAAUCAUCAGAAACCUCAUGUCCACUGAAAUCACAACAUCAGCUGUGUCUCUGAGCUGGACUGAACCAUUCGGAAACAGAUCCUUCUACAGAGUAGAAUGGACUGAUGGCAAUACCAGUGGCAGUCAGAAUACCCCAGAAACCUCUUUUAAUGUUACUGCUCUCACUGCUGGAGUGCAGUACCUCUUCACAGUCACUGCAGUGGCUGGAGAUAACACAACUGUAGGACAGAGCAAGACAGUUUCUAAGUAUACAAAGCCUGCAGCCAUCAGGAACCUGACUGUCACUGAAAUCACAACAUCAUCUGUGUCUCUAAGCUGGAUUGAACCAUCGGGAAACAGCUCCUUCUAUAGAGUAGAAUGGACUGGUGGCAGUAGAGAUAUGAAUACAACUACCAAUGUGACAGCCUUUAACGUAACUGAGCUGACUGCUGGAGUGAAAUACACAUUCAAGGUCACUGCAGUGGCUGGUGAUAAUAUAACUAAAGGAAAAGCUCAGGAGAAAGCACUCUUUACAAAGCCUGAAGUCAUUAGGAACCUUAGUGUCUCUGAAAUCACAACAUCAUCUGUGUCUCUGAGCUGGAUUGAACCAUCGGGAAACAGAUCCUUCUAUAGAGUAGAAUGGACUGGUGGCAGUAGAGAUAUAAAUACAACUACCAAUGUGACAGCCUUUAACGUAACUGAGCUGACUGCUGGAGUGAAAUACACAUUCAGGGUCACUGCAGUGGCUGGAGAUGAGAUGACUGAAGGCAAACAUAUCAGUGUUUCACUCUUUACAAAGCCUGCAGUCAUCAGGAACCUGACUGUCACUGAAAUCACAACAUCAUCUGUGUCUCUAAGCUGGAUUGAACCAUUGGGAAACAGCUCCUUCUAUAGAGUAGAAUGGACUGGUGGCAGUAGAGAUAUGAAUACAACUACCAAUGUGACAGCCUUUAAUGUAACUGAGCUGACUGCUGGAGUGAAAUACACAUUCAAGGUCACUGCAGUGGCUGGUGAUAAUAUAACUAAAGGAAAAGCUCAGGAGAAAGCACUCUUUACAAAGCCUGAAGUCAUUAGGAACCUUAGUGUCUCUGAAAUCACAACAUCAUCUGUGUCUCUGAGCUGGAUUGAACCAUCGGGAAACAGAUCCUUCUAUAGAGUAGAAUGGACUGGUGGCAGUAGAGAUAUAAAUACAACUACCAAUGUGACAGCCUUUAAUGUAACUGAGCUGACUGCUGGAGUGAAAUACACAUUCAGGGUCACUGCAGUGGCUGGAGAUGAGAUGACUGAAGGCAAACAUAUCAGUGUUUCACUCUUUACAAAGCCUGCAGUCAUCAGGAACCUGACUGUCACUGAAAUCACAACAUCAUCUGUGUCUCUAAGCUGGAUUGAACCAUUGGGAAACAGCUCCUUCUAUAGAGUAGAAUGGACUGGUGGCAGUAGAGAUAUGAAUACAACUACCAAUGUGACAGCCUUUAAUGUAACUGAGCUGACUGCUGGAGUGAAAUACACAUUCAAGGUCACUGCAGUGGCUGGUGAUAAUAUAACUAAAGGAAAAGCUCAGGAGAAAGCACUCUUUACAAAGCCUGAAGUCAUUAGGAACCUUAGUGUCUCUGAAAUCACAACAUCAUCUGUGUCUCUGAGCUGGAUUGAACCAUCGGGAAACAGAUCCUUCUAUAGAGUAGAAUGGACUGGUGGCAGUAGAGAUAUGAAUACAACUACCAAUGUGACAGCCUUUAACGUAACUGAGCUGACUGCUGGAGUGAAAUACACAUUCAGGGUCACUGCAGUGGCUGGAGAUGAGAUGACUGAAGGCAAACAUAUCAGUGUUUCACUCUUUACAAAGCCUGCAGUCAUCAGGAACCUGACUGUCACUGAAAUCACAACAUCAUCUGUGUCUCUAAGCUGGAUUGAACCAUUGGGAAACAGCUCCUUCUAUAGAGUAGAAUGGACUGGUGGCAGUAGAGAUAUGAAUACAACUACCAAUGUGACAGCCUUUAAUGUAACUGAGCUGACUGCUGGAGUGAAAUACACAUUCAGGGUCACUGCAGUGGCUGGUGAUAAUAUAACUAAAGGAAAAGCUCAGGAGAAAGCACUCUUUACAAAGCCUGAAGUCAUUAGGAACCUUAGUGUCUCUGAAAUCACAACAUCAUCUGUGUCUCUGAGCUGGAUUGAACCAUCGGGAAACAGAUCCUUCUAUAGAGUAGAAUGGACUGGUGGCAGUAGAGAUAUAAAUACAACUACCAAUGUGACAGCCUUUAAUGUAACUGAGCUGACUGCUGGAGUGAAAUACACAUUCAGGGUCACUGCAGUGGCUGGAGAUGAGAUGACUGAAGGCAAACAUAUCAGUGUUUCACUCUUUACAAAGCCUGCAGCCAUCAGGAACCUGACUGUCACUGAAAUCACAACAUCAUCUGUGUCUCUAAGCUGGAUUGAACCAUUGGGAAACAGCUCCUUCUAUAGAGUAGAAUGGACUGGUGGCAGUAGAGAUAUGAAUACAACUACCAAUGUGACAGCCUUUAAUGUAACUGAGCUGACUGCUGGAGUGAAAUACACAUUCAGGGUCACUGCAGUGGCUGGUGAUAAUAUAACUAAAGGAAAAGCUCAGGAGAAAGCACUCUUUACAAAGCCUGAAGUCAUUAGGAACCUUAGUGUCUCUGAAAUCACAACAUCAUCUGUGUCUCUGAGCUGGAUUGAACCAUCGGGAAACAGAUCCUUCUAUAGAGUAGAAUGGACUGGUGGCAGUAGAGAUAUAAAUACAACUACCAAUGUGACAGCCUUUAACGUAACUGAGCUGACUGCUGGAGUGAAAUACACAUUCAGGGUCACUGCAGUGGCUGGAGAUGAGAUGACUGAAGGCAAACAUAUCAGUGUUUCACUCUUUACAAAGCCUGCAGCCAUCAGGAACCUGACUGUCACUGAAAUCACAACAUCAUCUGUGUCUCUAAGCUGGAUUGAACCAUUGGGAAACAGCUCCUUCUAUAGAGUAGAAUGGACUGGUGGCAGUAGAGAUAUGAAUACAACUACCAAUGUGACAGCCUUUAAUGUAACUGAGCUGACUGCUGGAGUGAAAUACACAUUCAGGGUCACUGCAGUGGCUGGUGAUAAUAUAACUAAAGGAAAAGCUCAGGAGAAAGCACUCUUUACAAAGCCUGAAGUCAUUAGGAACCUUAGUGUCUCUGAAAUCACAACAUCAUCUGUGUCUCUGAGCUGGAUUGAACCAUCGGGAAACAGAUCCUUCUAUAGAGUAGAAUGGACUGGUGGCAGUAGAGAUAUGAAUACAACUACCAAUGUGACAGCCUUUAAUGUAACUGAGCUGACUGCUGGAGUGAAAUACACAUUCAGGGUCACUGCAGUGGCUGGAGAUGAGAUGACUGAAGGCAAAAAUAUCAGUGUUUCACUCUUUACAAAGCCUGCAGUCAUCAGGAACCUGACUGUCACUGAAAUCACAACAUCAUCUGUGUCUCUAAGCUGGAUUGAACCAUUGGGAAACAGCUCCUUCUAUAGAGUAGAAUGGACUGGUGGCAGUAGAGAUAUGAAUACAACUACCAAUGUGACAGCCUUUAACGUAACUGAGCUGACUGCUGGAGUGAAAUACACAUUCAGGGUCACUGCAGUGGCUGGAGAUGAGAUGACUGAAGGCAAACAUAUCAGUGUUUCACUCUUUACAAAGCCUGCAGCCAUCAGGAACCUGACUGUCACUGAAAUCACAACAUCAGCUGUGUCUCUGAGCUGGACUGAACCAUUCGGAAACAGAUCCUUCUACAGAGUAGAAUGGACUGAUGGCAAUACCAGUGGCAGUCAGAAUACCACAGAAACCUCUUUUAAUGUAACUGCUCUCACUGCUGGAGUGCAGUACCUCUUCACAGUCACUGCAGUGGCUGGAGAUAACACAACUGUAGGACAGAGCAAGACAGUUUCUAAGUAUACAAAGCCUGCCGUUGUCCGCAACCUCUAUGUCUCUGAAAUCACAACAUCAUCUGUGUCUCUGAACUGGACUCAACCAGAGGGAAACAGCUUCUUCUAUAGAGUAAAUUGGACUGGUGCCAGUAUUAGUCAGAAUGUCACAAAAACCUUCACUACCAUUACUGGGCUGACUGCUGGAGUGCAGUACCUCUUCAUAGUCACUGCAGUGGCUGGAGACAACACAACUGUAGGAGAAGACAGUCAAAUAAUCACUUCAACAAAGCCUGAACAACCUGUGGACAUUGUGGCUACGAGACGAGGAACUAGUCGGCUGAAUGUGACAUGGACCUUGCAUAACGGGAGUGUGGACUACUACAGCGUGAACAUAUUUAAUGCUGCUUUGAACUAUACAUCCAGCAAUACCACACAGACCAGGGAGGCCAGCUUCACUGGGUUACAGCCUGGGAGGGUUUAUGAGGUCACAGUGACUGCCGUAGCUGGAGGCUUUAGGAACCAGUCUGCUCGGGUCCAGUUAGCCACCAAUCCCAACCCACCUGGACCCCUCACCAUCACAGAGAGGACAACCAGCUCCCUCGUUGUCCAAUGGACAACCCCGGGUCUAAUGAUUGGAGCGCAAGGCAUCUCCUAUAACAUCAGCUACCAGCUUAAUGGGACUGGUUUAGGAGAGAGAAACCAGUCUUCCUCUACCACUAGUCUCAGCAGUAACCUGACCUCUCUGUCCUCUGGGACUUGCUACACCAUCACAGUGAAAACCAUGGGACCUCAGAAUCUAGAAAGCACCGGUGUUUAUGCAUUGGAAUGUACCUUACCCAAACCAGUGGUGAACCUCACAGCCACCCCGUUGUCCAACUCCUCAUGUAAGCUACAGUGGACUGACCCCGUGGAGGUUAAGAACUACUACACCUAUAGAGUCCAGUACAUAAAGGCUACAGGCCCUGUACCGAAAACAGUCAGUACAAACUUCACACAAGUCACUGACCUAGAACCUGGGACUGGCUACAACUUCACUGUUACCACGGUAGCAGCAACGGGAAGCGAAGGAACUCCAGAACGCACGUUCUGUAACACUAAGCCCAAUGUGGUCAGUAACCUCACGUUUGAGGGUCUGAACACAACCGCUAUCAGACUUUCCUGGCUCAAGCCAAAUGACCACAAACCAACCUACUCCUAUCUGGUGACCAUCUCCAAGAAUGGUUCUGUGGUAGAGAUCUCAACCAUGGUCGAGAUGUACACCUUCACCAAUCUGACUCCUGGGAACUGUUAUAACUGCUCUGUGGUCACGGUCGUCCAGGAUGUUAAGUCUGAUUCAACGGAGACGAUAAUCUGCACAAAACCUGCGGUGGUGAAAAACCUCAUCGCCAUAGGAACAACAACCAACAUGAGUGUGACCUGGUAUAGACCUAUGGGACAGGUGGACAACUACACCGUUACUAUCUACAAAAACAAUGUGAUGGAAGACAACCGUACCAUCACCAACAACUAUCUAUCAGUUGUGUUCCAGAACCUGAAGCCAGGGAAAGUCUAUGUUGUCAAAGUGGCCACCAAUAGUGGACCACUCACUGAGGCACUAAAUGUUACAAAUGCAACGUAUCCCAACCCUCCUGGAGGCAUCAUGGUGGUGGACCAGACUACUGGUUCCAUCAACAUCAGCUGGGCCCGACCCCUGGACAUGGACCUCGGUCAGUACAGCUUCUCUGUGUUCCAUCUGGACCGGCAGAACCUGACGGAACACAACUGGACCCUCCUGAAGAACCUCCAGUCUGGAAGACUCUACAACAUCUCUGUGGUAACUGUAGGGCCGUUUGACUACCAGAGCACAGUGGUGACGACGGCCAACUCUACCAGGCCCCAGUCUGUGAUCAGACUGAUUGAGGCAGGAAUCACAACCACCGGUGUGACUCUAGUCUGGUUUCAACCAGAGAGCAAACCAGGCUACACCUUCAGAGUGGAGGUCACCAACCAGUCUGUCACCACCAACACCACCAUGAAAACCAUCACCGGGGUACAGUCUGGGAGCAACUACACCACCAACAUCACCAUCACUGGGCUACAGUCUGGGAGCAACUACACCUUUACAGUGACAACACUCACAGGGGACGGCACCAUGGCAACCCCGGUGACGGUGUCUUAUUUUACAAGACCAUUCGCCGUUAGUGGUUUGGUAGCCUCUACAGUAAACACAACCACUGUGAAUCUGACCUGGACCAAACCACCUCAGUACCAGAGUGGUUACACAUACCGUAUCCAGACUGAGGGGUGCAUGUCCGCUCCCACAAACCAUACCAUGGAGACAGGAGAGGGGGACCUCAUCACAAAACUCACACCAGGAACCAGAUGCACCUUCAGUGUUUCCGUCAAGGCACUGAACAGCAUAGAGGGAGAAUCCGUCUCAACCUCUCAGUACACAAAGCCCGAGUCUGUCAAUAUGUUCAUCUACAACAAUGGUAGCAACAGUACCAUAGUGGUGUGCUGGGAAGCGCCCAGAGGAAACGUAGAGCAUUAUAUCGUCUAUCUGAACAAGGUCCUUUUCUCAGAUUUGCUGAACUCCAGCAUUCAGUCAACAUCCUUCCUUAACCUGUCAGCUGGCAGAAGCUACACAGCCGUGGUGACCACUAUCAGUGGGCCCUUCAACGCUUCAUCAGAACCUGGAACUACAGCAACUUAUCCCAACCAGCCUGGGCCCAUCCUGAUCUUGGAGAAGACCACUAGUUCUAUCUCUGUGGAGUGGGGUGAAGCUCCUCUGAUGGCCAGCACCACCUUCAGUUACCUAGUGACCUACCUUUCAACGCAACUAAAUAACAAGACGGUCACUCUGACAAACACAAGUCACACACUGCCCAGUCUGUCCUCUGGAACACCCUACAAUAUCUCUGUGGCUACAGUGGGAGUGCUAGGGCUCCAGAGUGAGAAGGUCUGGAGCAGUUUGGUCACGACCAGACCAGAGAGUGUCCGGUCUCUCAGUGUAGUGACAGCAGAGGAGAACAUAACAUUGACCUGGAACAAGCCUGUGGAUCACAAACCAAGCUACCACUACUAUGUGAUCUGGAUCAACUCUGGGUUAAUCGUCAGUGAGACAACCACACUUAUGGAAGACCUAAUCAUCAAUCAAUUGGUUCCUGGUAGUCUGUAUAAUUUCACUGUGACAACAGAGACAGCUGAUGGAACAAAGGGAGCUCCAGUCUCAAACUCCAUCUGCACCAAUGCCAGCCCUGUGUUCAACCUGAAGUGUGACUCUCCUAAUGACCCCAAGGUGAUCCUGUCCUGGACCAAACCCAAAGGUCUGAACCAGGGCUUCCAGAUCACUGCUUAUGAAACCAACCGACCCCCCCAGGACCAGGCACACUAUAACACUAGUGGUGACUGUACGCCAGCCUGUGGCCACACAGUCUCUGACCUUAAGCACAAUACAGACUACACCCUGACUGUAACCACACUGGGCUGUGGGAGUUCCAGCACCAUCCAAACCCUCACCUGCAAGACUGGCGUUAAUGCUGUCAUCGGUGUGGCUGUCGGGGUAACGAUUGGAGUUUUUGCCAUCCUCUUCAUCAUCACCAUUGCCUUAGUCAUCCACUGGAGGAGACAACCCAAGAAAGACACUUCAGACAUCCAGAUUCACUCCAUGAGGUGAUUUCUUCGGAUCUUUCACUUGUUUCUGUCUCAGUUUGGAAGUUAAUGAAACUGUAAUUCUGUAAUUGCAAAAUAAGACGAUAUUUGUCAGUUUUUCUU